AUGUCUGAUAGUAAGCAUAGACAUAAAUCUGUAUUAAAAAAAACUGAUGAAGAAUUAUUAACUGAUGAUUUAACUCAUCAAUUAGCGCUUCAUACACGGCAAGGUCAUAAUAAAUUUUUAUCCGAAUCAAUAAUUCCAUUAAUGUUAUGUUUUGCAUGUCCAUUUUUUGUUCGAUCAAUUGUUUUUAUAUGUGAUCAUUGUCAUGGUUCAAUACAUGAAUUUUUACAACGUCUUCUAUUCGAUCAUACAUUAACAUUAAAAGAUGUAUUAGAAAAUUUCUUUUUCUUUAAAUGGCAUUGGCCAUCAGCUAUAAUUAUUAUAGGUUUUUUAAUUUAUGCGAUUAUUAUGACUAUGUUAUUACCUGGUGAUGAAUAUCAAGGUCCAAUAACUGAUACAGGACAUAUACCAAUUUAUCGAAAUAAUGGUUUUUGUUAUUAUAUUGUUUCAUUAAUUAUAUUUACUAUAUUAACAGUUGUAUUAAAAUUAAAUAACCUUUCUCCUACAUAUAUUUACGAUCAAUGGGAUGCAUUUCUAUCAACUGUUAGUACAUUUGCUUUUCUAUUAUGUUUUUGUGUUAUGAUUAAAGGUAAAUAUAUGCCAUCAACAAAUGAUCAUCGAUCGUCAUCAAAUUGGUUAACAGAUUUUUAUCGUGGAGUCGAACUUUACCCAAGAAUAUUUAAUAUAGAUGUUAAACUUAUUACAAAUUGUCGAUAUGGAAUGUUAUCAUGGGCACUUUUAUCUGUUAUAUUUUGUAUGAAAACAUUUGAACUUUAUGGUUAUACAGAUAGUGCCUUAAUUACAUGUAUUUUAACACUUGUUUAUUUAACAAAAUUUUUUUGGUGGGAAUCAGGUUAUAUGAAAACAAUUGAUAUUAUUGUUGAUCGUGCUGGUUUUUAUUUAUGUUGGGGUUGUCUUGUAUGGGUUUCUGGUAUUUAUACUCUACCAUCUUAUUUUCUUGUUACACAUCCUAAACAACUUGGUUUUCAAUUAACAAUAUUGAUACUUACAUUAGGUCUUCUUUCAAUAUAUAUUAAUUAUGAUUGUGAUCGACAAAAAAUUCAGGUUCGAUCUACACAUGGAAAAUGUUUAAUAUGGGGUAAACCAGCUAAAAUUAUUCGAGCUAAAUAUCGUUUAUUAAACGGAAAAGAAUCUGAAAGUAUUUUACUUGCAUCUGGUUAUUGGGUUUUAUCACGACAUUUUCAUUAUAUACCUGAAUUAGCAUUAGCUUUUCUUUGGACAUGUCCAUGUGGUUUUCAAUAUAUUCUACCGUAUUUUUAUGUCAUUAUUUUAUUUAUUUUAUUAAUGCAUCGUGCACAUCGUGAUGAUCAAAGAUGUCGAUUAAAGUAUGGUGAUUCAUGGAUAAAAUAUUGUGAUUUAACACCAUGGAAAGUAUGGCCUAAACUUUAUUAA
Molecule: messenger RNA, 1410 nt
Organism: Adineta steineri
Lineage: Eukaryota; Metazoa; Rotifera; Eurotatoria; Adinetida; Adinetidae
Source: the annotation of a GenBank genome assembly